UUGCAAGAAGUAGUGUUGCAGCUGGUGGCAAUCUGCUAGAGCUGCCAGUUUUUCUGAUGCACCCGCAAACCUUACCCUCGCUAGUAGCGUUGGAUCAGCAUUUGGUGGCAUAUUUCUUCAAUGACAGAAGAAAACUUGCUUGCAUCUGGUGGUUCAUUUCCACCUAUGGCAUCUGGGGAACUUCCCCUCGGUUCUUUUCCGCUUCAAUCGCUGCAGCGAGCAGAGCGCGAUGAGGAUGAUGAUGCCCAGUCUCACUUCAGUAUCAACACUACGGCAGGUACUGGCGGUCAUUCGCCGGCAUCAUCACUGGCCUUGUCAGAGCUGUCAUCAACUGCUGCCACAGCGGCCAGUGCGCCCGGUGUUGGCAGUAGCAUGGAUGACGCUCCUCCACAGGUGCCGCCACUUGCCGACCAGGUAACCGUUAGCGCUCCCGGGACGCCAUCAUUAGUAAACGUGGCAGCAGUGCAGUUGCCACAGCAGCCAGUUCAGCAGCAACCGCAUGCACAACAGCUUCCUCCAAUGCAGCAGCAACAGCAGCAGGACGAAAUGGUACAGUUCCAAGGCCUAGGCGUGGAUAACUUCUGGCCACAGCAGCAGCAAGUCGGCAGUCUUAACCCAGCGCCGUCCAGUGCAAUGGGCCCCGGAGAAGAUAACACAGGGGUGCAUCAAUUGGCAGAAGUAGCGGUUCGCUCUAUGCUGGAUUCUGGCCAGCUAUUCAAUGCCGGUACGGCACCGAAUGACCCAACUAGACUCACACCAUCCUGCAGUGUAGCUACAUCUGCGUCACAGACCAGUACGCCGCAGCCAGCACUUGCCAAAUCAUCGGUGGCUAUGGAGGCUGUGGUACCAGUUCCAGAAACCAUGUCGCCAUACUUAGCCAGGAGUUGCGAAGACCUUGCAGGCGACGCGUUUGAAUGUUUGAUUGUCCUGUGUGCCCAUGAUCUGCUCAAGCCUUAUCUGCUGACGCUACUUUCACACAAGAAUGCUGCUGGUUUCACUCCAUUCCAGGCCGCCGUCACUAACCGUGCAUAUCGAGCUGCUUCUCAAAUCUGUAUGAGAGCCUUGUUGAUAUCGGCCAAGAAUGAGAGCGAAUUUGUCAGCAUGUGUGACAAGGAGCGGGCUGCAACACAGGCCAGUGAGAAAUCUAGUGACCACGACGCAGACACCAGGAAGCAUUCGGAAGCAGGCCAGGAAGGGUUAACCUCGCAACUCAGCAGCAAUCUCGGUGCACAAAGUCGUCGGCUUACCGGGCUGGGCCGCGGUAAGCUUGGAGCCGUGCACUUUCAGGAGGAGGACAUGCCUGAGGAUGGUGAGGAUGAUAACGAGGAUGAAGACGAGGACGAGGAUGGUGAUGAGGAAGGUCAUGUCAUUGUGGAUGAUGACGAUGAGGAUGAUGGUGACGCAGAGGAAGAUAUGGCGUCGAUGGGUGCCGCCAGUGCCGAGAGCCCACCAGGCUCCGGAGCAUUAUCGCCAGUGUUACCUGAGUCUGGAGAUUCUGACCUUUUACCAUCAUCAGCGUCGUCGGAUGUUAGCGGUGGUGACGGUAACAUGCGGCUCUCACCCAACUUUGUCGCUGGUGCAGUUGCGGCUGCAGUUGCAGCCACCAAUGCCGGGGCAGUUUCUGCUGCCAGUGGAGGCGAGUCCGCUGCUCCUGCUGCGGCCGAUCUGUUUAGAAUCGAUACCGAUGCUGCCAAUAAGGAUCUUUUGGCAAUCAGCGAGAGACUUAGCAAUGCUGCUGGAGCAGCUGACGUUGAGCAGCCGGCGGGUCCACCAUUAGAUGCAGCAGCAGCAGCACCACCACCAGCUGUGGAAGAGGAAUCUGCUGCUGGCGCCAUUGGCUCAAGUCAGCUAGCACUAGGUGGCCCACAGCAGCAGCAGUAUGGAGAAAAUCGUGAAGUUGAGCGAUCGUCCAGCCUAUCUGCGAUGGACGUAGCUGCCAAUGAGGUAGCGCCUAACGUUGUUCAUCCAGUACAUAGUAUCAGUAUCAGAGAGACACUCGCCGGUGUUGGUGAAAAGAAGGCGGGGGAAACCCAGGAGGCAGGGCCCGGCAUGGAAUGUGCGUACGAGCGGCACAAUCAGGAGCUGCUCAACAGGAUGCUGUGUCCGUCAGAUUCACCCGCGAAGGACAACCCUCUGUUUAUUCUGGCUCACAAUGGCCAAUGUUCCUAUGUCUGGUCGAAGGCAAACCACAUCUCGCAGAAAAUCUACAACUGCUACACUUGUGGUCUGACUGAUCAGACCUGCUGCUGUACGACAUGCGCCAAUGUCUGCCACGGCAAUCAUGUGCAUGCAUUCAAGCAUAUGUCUUCUGCCUACUGUGACUGCUCUCUUGAGGCCAACGCUGGCCAGUGCCGUGCUUUGGUGGCUGGUGACCAACAGGCACGCAUUGACCUUUUCCACAAGUUGCUGCGCUACACGCAGCUAGGCAAGCGCUCCGAUGCCCAAGGUCAGCCACUACUGCUGCUGCUUGCACGCUUGGUAUCGCAACAGGUCACGGAACAGAAGAAUCGGUCUGGCACGUCCACGCGCAAUUCCGCCUUCGCUUCUAGUCUUAUCGACCGGAAGCUAAACUUGGCGGAGGUCAACAAGUUCAUAGACGCAUCCAACUUUUGUGAGGUGGCAAUGUGCAUUUGCCUAGACAACUGGACAGCAGCGAGUGCAAUCCUCCUGUCGGGGACCACUCAAGCCAGAUUACUGCUUGGCGAGGUUGCGCAAUCAGACGUGGUGCGAAUGCUUAGUGACUCUGAAACCGAAGCACUGGUUGCAAGUCAAGAUGGUUCUCAGCACCUGGACUGUUUUGUGCACGCUCUCACACUCGGUUCUACCUUUGAGAACACACACAACCUGAAUCUGCUAGUGAAGACCAUCUUACAGGCACGCCAGUGCGAACAGACAAAGGAAUUGGCCGAGAAAGCCGCUCGUCGUCUGGUCCGAAGCUUCACCCGCGUCCUCGUCAGCGAGCAGACCGAGUGCUCAUUGCGGAGGCUGAAAUCUACAAAAUGUAUUGACUCGAGCAAACUUCGUGCACUGAGGGAGUUUGGCAUUAUGGCCGUGGAGGAGAUGCUGGACACGGCCAUGACUCUGAUCCGUCCUGUUAUGCUCGGCCACGUCACUGAUGCGGCCCCGCUGAACAUGACCAGUACUAGUGCUGCUGCUGUUGCUGAUCCCAAUUAUCCUUCGCUGGCGGCCGGUGCUGCUGCCUCGGCGCGAAACGUCGACCAGUCCACUGUUCAUACUCUGCUGUCCAUGCCGCCUCUACUGCAGCGCCGUGAUGGUGUUGCACAGGCUCCAUCUAGUUCCGGUGGUGGCUCAUUCCCUGAGCUUCCUCGUGCUGGUGCGCGCAUGUCGGACAGUGAGGAGAGUGAUGGAGACGACGAUGAUGCUGGUCACGGUGAGCAGGCAAUGGUGGUUGACGAGCCUGCGCCUGCAGCUUCUGCUAGCGCUGCUGCUGCUGCUGCUAGCGCUGGCCAAUCUGCGCCUGCGGCUGGAGCUGAUGUUGCUGAAUCCUCUUUAGCACAGGUAGCUGACGACGGUGCUGGAAGUCCGUCUGGCUCUGAAGCUGAAGCAUCCAGUCCCGCUGAGGACUUUCCGGGGGCAUCGUCGCCGCACCAUGAGCACAUGGCAAGUGAGGAUGCUUUCACAGAAUCCGAUUUGGAGCCGGAAUCUGAAGACAGUUUUUUCGACUCGAGCGAUGAUGACGGCAACUUCGACCAUCUAGUACUGAGACAAUUACGCCAGGUGGCAGCAGGUGCUCCCGGUAGCUCGACGGUCGAACGGGCGCGUCAACAAGCAGCUGUAGCCGCGGCAGCUUCCAGCGGUCGCUCUGCUGCAGCCGGUAGCUCUGCCAGUUCUAUCUCUGCUGCUGCUGUUGCUGCUGCCGGAACCAGGCUAUCUGCAGUGGCAGCAGCUGCAGCAGCUGCAGCCAGCUCUGCACCCGGCAGCGGAGCGGCACCCGGUGGUGGUGGUGGCGUAGUUACUCGUAGCUCUCAAGCGUUUUCCAGUCCCUCGUUGGACUGGGUGAUUGAUCAAUCCUCCCUGGAGUUGCCGGCCGCACCUGCACUGUCAGCGAGUCGAGUACGCCGGCAGCGUCGUCGCCAUUCAUCUUGGUUUGGAAGCUCGUCUACCGCCGCUGCUGGAGACGGCGGUGACGGCAACCCAGAACCUGCUGCCGCCAGUGCCCCUGGUCCCUCGAUGGAAGCUAUCUUAACGGCCUCGUCUCGCCAAGGUGCUGCAUCUGUCCUAUGCCGCUCGUUUGGAUGCUGUAUAAAGAUCAUAUUCCAGAUGGUUAGCGUAACUAUGCGAGCAGGACAAUGUACUACUGAAGUACUGGAACCCUGUAUACCGGGUAUGCCAGAGGAAAAGCUCGUGACUCGCAACUUGAUCAAGAUGAAGCUGCAACCUGUGUGGGACUGGCUAAUGAUGCGUCUUGAUAAGGUUGAGUCAGAUCUGCGCCGUGGAGCUGUCAUUGCAUCUUGCAAACCAAUACCAGCUGACCCUAGCACCAGUGCAUCGCUAAGCUCUAAACCUGCCACCACGCCUUCAUCUGGUGACAUCUUCAUGCUGAAGUUUUUGAUGGACACGAUGCGAUCAGCAGCCGGCGAGAAUGGUGACAAUUUGCCUUCCAUUCAGGUGCACUCUUUACCGCAUCUGCUUCACCUACUGGAGGCCAUGCUUCACAUUGUGUCUCUGAGUGCAACCUCCCCUGCUGGGACUACUCACUGCCAGAGCUGUGUGGAGUAUGCAACACCAGAAUCCGCUGAGGCAGCAACAACAACAGCAGCAACAACAUCAACUGGUUGUGGUUCGACUGCAAGUGAUACACCACGUUGCAGUAUGGAUCAACUAGCUUCUGCCACAAGCGUAACAAGCGCAAGUGGGCGCGUGCCAAUAGCAACUGACCCCAGUCAUCAUUCGAGUUUUUUUACUCGUUCACCCUGCCUGGGGAUGGUCGGCGCGUUGUCACCAUCUAGCCGAUCACGGUGCAAGGACUCCAUCCUACUCGCUGGCAACCCAUAUCUCUUGGAGGCUUCGAAGCGACAAGAGCUUCUCGUUGGUCCACCGAAUCAAUGCCUUGCCGACUGGGUUCAACCUCGCUCCAGCCAGUGUUCGUCACUGGGAAUGUUUGCACCGCCUCGUGACCUGUCGCAUUCAUCCCGUGUCACCGAGUAUCCAGCACCUAGCACUGCUGAUCGUGCCACGGCAGACUUGGAAGGAACACGUUUAGAAGAGCGUUGCCAUGAUUUGGCUCUGGAGAACUAUGAGCGGAUGUCUAUAACUACGGCGGCUGUCGCUGGCCGCUGGCGUUUCUUCCUCGAAAAACUUUGGCCCGUGUUCAGCAAGGACAUGAAGGAUAGUGAGCUAAGCCAUGUCAUGGACCGCACCUUGCCAUUCCAUGUCCGCGAGUCCAAGUUUCGUCGAGAACUGGAACAAACGCUGGAUCUUCGCAUGCGAAACCCUGCCGAGGUCCACCUCAAGGUAACCCGGGGACCUCAGGCUCUCGCUGAUUGCUUUGUGGGCCUUAAUGCGCAUGGAAGUGCUAGCGAUUUGCCACCAUGUGCCUUCCUCGGCUUCCUGAAAGUCGAUUUUAAAGAUGAGCCUGCAGAAGGUAGUGGAGUCAUCCGCAACCUGUUCACUGUUGUUGCAGAGAUCCUGGAAUCGAAUCACACUCUUCCUAAGUACACCACCAGUAGUCCAGCGAUUUUCACUAGCACCAGGGUGAGAGUCCCCGCGUCGGCCUACAACCGUCUAUCUAAACCGGAAUCGACCCUGACGGCUGAAGAGAAAGGUGUAGCGCGUGAUGAGCUUUGGUGGAGUGACAUUCAAAAAAGCCCAAGUCGUUCCAUUGGCGCCAAUCUGAGUGGGCACACCAUGCAGAUGAGGAAAGCUUGCCUUGGAGAUCGUCUGGCAGCGCGAUUGCUGGAUCAUCGGGAUGCUGCUAAAGUGGUGGCAUCCAUGGUGGACCAUGCACCGGCCUGGCUGCUACUGCAGUUCCUUGAGGACAAUGCUUUGCUGCAUAAACACUAUCGUCAUGUGUGUCUCACCUUGCAGAACCACUCCGUCUUGAGGAAUGAGUGGGUGGACCUUGAGGAGGCUGAGGAUUCGAAUCCUGUGUACUUUCAAGGCAAGGUUGCCGUAUUUGAAUCCGAGCAAGAGUCUCUCUUCUACCCCGGCAAGGAAACGGGUUUCUUCUCACUAAGGCCUGGCCCAGCCACGGCUCUUCGAGACAAUGCAUACGUCAACGUCGGAAGAAUGAUCGGACUUGCUCUGCUACAUGGCUGUAUAUUCCCGCUGAGGUUGGGCAGACAUGUCUUCAAGUACUUGCUCCGGAGACCAGUUUGCUGGCAUGACCUAGCCUUCAUCGACCCAACUCUCUAUGAGGGUUUGCGUUCGUUACUGGAUACUGCGCGAUCUGAAAACGCCAAGGAACAGUUUGUAGGUAUUAGCCUUACAUUCCGCACCCCCAUCAGCCAUGACCUGGGAGGUGACGCAGUAGAUCUCUUUGAGAACGGUGAUGGCAUCGCAGUAACACCAGAAAAUGUCGAUGUCUAUGUUGAGCGCGUGGCAACAUGGCACAUGUUGGAAAGUGCUUCGCGCGGAUUGCAAUGCAUGCGCCUGGGUCUGGAGAACGUCAUCGACCCUGAGCGCCUGUCUAAUCUGUCACCGGAAGACCUGCGACUGCUCCUGAACGGCAGCCACACUGUGGACGUGGCACUCCUGGAGAGACUCACGGACUACGAGUGUGGGGAGAAGACUUCCAUAGAGCGGACUUAUGAGAUAAGGAAGUGGUUCUGGUCCAUUUUGAGAAGUAUGACAUCUGCACAGCUGGCGGAGCUGAUGUACUUCUGGACAUCUAGUCCUGCCAUGCCGACUGCAAUGGACGGCAAAGUGGCCAGCAUUGUGUUCCGACCACCAGACCACAACCGAUUGCCCACAGCUAACACCUGCAUCUCUCGUCUGUACAUUCCUCUGUACCGCUCCAAGCAGGUACUGCGUGCACGCCUGCUCAUGGCGAUAAAGACGAGAGAAUUUGGCUUUGUGUGAGUCACUCUGUUUUUUUGCUCCAAGUGUCUCGCAUGCGUGAUAUAUUUUUUGUAGUCAUUGGCUGAUGCCAGUCUUGUGGCUGCGGAUUCAGAGCUAUGUUGUUGUAUCAGUCAUGCGCCUCCCCGGUCGUCUGUAUCACUAAUUCUGUGCGUGACGGCUGUGCAUUGCUCGUCUGUAUAUAACUGUGAAAGUGCUAUCAGCUCCUACCUGCUGCUGCUGUGUGUGUGUGCCUACUCCUGCGCUGUGUGUACUGGCUCUGAAUAUAAUCAUUGUACUGCUGUCUGCCGCUGCUGUAAAAUACACCACUGGGUCGCCAGCGCACGCCCAUACCCAUACCGCCGCCUCCUUUGUGUUGGCUGUCUUUUUGCCUUUGUGUUGCCUGUCUUUUUGCCUUUGUGUUGGCUGUCUUUUUGCCUUUGUGUUGGCUGUCUUUUUGCCUUUGUGUUGGCUGUCUUUUUGCCUUUGUGUUGGCUGUCUUUUUGCCUUUGUGUUGGCUGUCUUUUUGCCUUUGUGUUGGCUGUCUUUUUGCCUUUGUGUUGCCUGUCCUACUGCUGCUCCUGCUCUUGAGUCGUGUCCACUGCUGCUUGUGUACAUACUGUGCCCGUGUGUGUGUGUGUGUGUGUGUGUGUGUGUGUGUGUGUGUGUGUGUGUGUGUGUGUGUGUGUGUGUGUGUGUGUGUGUGUGUGUGUGUGUGUGGUGUGUGUGCUCGUAGUUUCUCCUUUUGUAUUCUGGUGCUGUUUUUUGUGCUCUGCUUGUGUACGUAGCAGCAUCUGUAACCAGUCCCCCAUUUUCAGACAUACUCCUCCUCUCACUGCAUGCUCAUGCUAUCUCGCCCUAUGCUCACAGUUAAUAGCUGAUUUCCAGUUUGCGGUAUCAUGCAUUGCUAACUGGGCUUUUUAUGUGCCCGCUGUUUUCCACGUGAAAUUGUCUUUUAAAGUUGCCAAGGCAAGUCAUUUAAACUCA
This is a messenger RNA of Sycon ciliatum, 8004 nucleotides long. RefSeq names its product E3 ubiquitin-protein ligase UBR5-like. Gene Ontology annotation, biological process: protein polyubiquitination; positive regulation of canonical Wnt signaling pathway. Bases 121 to 7041 code for a protein of 2306 amino acids. NCBI's taxonomy places the organism in Eukaryota, Metazoa, Porifera, Calcarea, Leucosolenida, Sycettidae. The record is from RefSeq and is a predicted model, not a curated record. Gene Ontology annotation, molecular function: zinc ion binding; ubiquitin-ubiquitin ligase activity. The transcript has 31 exons. Gene Ontology annotation, cellular component: nucleus; cytoplasm.